Messenger RNA from Corticium candelabrum, 4693 nucleotides. RefSeq lists its product as uncharacterized. Lineage: Eukaryota; Metazoa; Porifera; Homoscleromorpha; Homosclerophorida; Plakinidae. Gene Ontology annotation, molecular function: protein kinase activity; ATP binding. Bases 28 to 4521 code for a protein of 1497 amino acids. The transcript is spliced from 11 exons. Gene Ontology annotation, biological process: protein phosphorylation. The record is from RefSeq and is a predicted model, not a curated record.
CGGUGACCACGAGAAUCUCCACUAAAGAUGGCGUCCAAGUUUCCUUCUCUAGCAGAGGUAGCCGAGAUGGACCUUGUAGAGCUCUCUGAAUGCGCAGAGGAGCUCAGAAUUGAAGGUUGUGAUCUUUUCAAAAGCGAUGAAGAAUACCGGGAAGUUAUAAUUCGCUUCAUUCAGUCUGCACAUCAAGCGAGAUCGUAUCCGGCUGCACACGACGUUGAAGAGGUGUGUUUACCGUCGGCCGCUGCAGUGGCUGAGAUGGAUUUGAUGGAGCUGACGGUUUGCGCUGAAAACCACAAUAUCGAGGGCUGGGAAGACUUCGAAACUGCUGAUGAUUUUCGUGAUGCUAUUUUCAAAUUGAUGGAGAAAACACAGAAACCGAAAGCUAGAAAGAAGUUCCAGUUAACGCCAUUUGCUGCCACAUCUGGUAUAUUUGAAGAUUUCAUGAAGAAACGGGAUCGUGUUGAAACUUUGGUAUUGAACACAAAGAAACUGGUUGAAUCUGAAAGUUUGGGUCCAUGGCAAGAGAAGUUGAACCUUUCUAAGUUAUCUACCUGGAUGAAACCUGCAGACUUCACUAAAGCAAGUGACUCAAUUACCAAAGGGAAGCCUGUGCUACUAGUUGCAGGAAGUACAUCUUCUGGUAAGAGCACUUUGUUGAAUGCACUUUUGGGUGCUUCAAUUCUCCCUACCUCUUACAAUGCCGCAACAUCAGUAUUAUGUGAAAUCAGCUGCUCUAAAGAUGGCAGUAAGUAUGCCUUGCUGCACAUGCAUGGACGAAAGAAAAAAGGACCAAUGCGAUUGGAUCUGGGAAAACAGGAUGGGCAAGACAAGUUUAGAAAGUAUGUUAGCCCUUCAAGGAACCAGUUCUUUGCAGGAGGAAAGGAGAAACGAUGCUUGAAAGCUGAAAUCUUUUGGCCACUUGACUUUCUACGAAAUAUUACUCUAUUGGAUAGUCCUGGAGUGACAGAGGAAGAAGGGGAAGAUGCAGCAGCACGACAGAUUGUUCAUCAGUGUCAGAAUGAUGUUGCUUGUGGUUUCAUAUAUGUGCUAAAUGGGACAAUUGCUGCAGAGGAGGGAGCACAGGUGGGAGGUCUCCUCAAAGCCAUUGUAAAGGGUACUGCACGGGUACCUCCACCUGAUGCAGCAAUCUUUGUUAUCAACAAGUGGGAUAUCCUGUGCACACAACAGAAGCCAGAUGAGAGGGAAAAAUUCUUGAAUCUAAUGAGGCAUGAAAUUGCCAGUCGCUGGCCUGGCUUCAAAGAUCGACAACUGAUUACAAUGGAUUCCAGACUGGCAGCUCAGAUGCGAGAGCAGGGUGUAACUACAUCAGAUCUUCAGCAACUUUGUAAUGCAAUCAGUAAUGUUCUACCAGUAGGAAUGGACUACAUGGUUAUAAGAUCGAUCAAUCCAGUCCAGUCCCUUACUAUUAUGAUUGAGAACCAUCUUGAAGAGGCAUUGUAUGCUCUCAAUUUGCCAAAUGAUGAGCGUAUCAAGAAAUGGCACAAUGACUGGGAAAGAUUCAAUACUUUCCGUCGUUCUAUGGAGAGUGGUCGAAUAGCAAUGAUACGUAACACUAUUCAAGUUGAAAUCAAAUCACUGGUGGAGAAACUCUCCAAAUAUUUGAGGUCUGAUGAGGCUAAGAGAAUUAUUUUGAAGUGGAAGAAGGAAGAAUUGGAAGAAACAGAACAAAAGAUGUUUGAUGACAAGCAGACGGAAGAACUUAUACGUGAACGUUUUGUAAAGGCCAUAACACAGUCUGCAUAUUUCCUUGAUUUCACUCGCUGGGCCAGUGGUUACAUAAUGGAGGAAGUACAGUCUGUCAUGAAAGAACUGAAAGAUCUUGAGGUGGCUGUAUCAAACGUUACCCCCACACGUGAUCCAGGAGAGCUUCUACGGAAAUUUGGGCAAGAAUUAGGAGAAUAUGGAGGUAUGCAGAAAGCUGCUGCUGUCGCACUAACAGUAGCUAUGGUGCUUGUAGCUCCUGUUGUUCUUGCUCUUGGUACUCUGCAAGUAACACUUUUGCCUCUGUAUAAACUUGCUGACUUCAUCAGUUCUAUGAAUGAAAGGAAAUUCAGAAGGACUUUGGAACAAGGGUACAAGGAACUUCUAGAUAGGUCAUUUGAGAACGACUUUUCACUUCUAACUGACACGGUGAAGAAUAUUGUUAUCAAUGCUGUAGAGCCAGUCAAGCUGACGUUUCGAACUAUUCCAGAACGUAUUGAUGAUCUCAAGCAGCGACUAGACUCAAGAGCUAAUCAUGAAGCUGCUGAUAUUCCAUUAUUUGAAAGGGCCCUGGAGCAAGUUAGGCAAGUCAAUGGCUCUUUGGCUAAGUUUGAACUGGAAAUGAACAUUCAUGAAUUUCGAAUUAAUGACAUUAGCUGGCCAAACCCUAGAAAAACCCCACAGUCAAGAGGAAGCUAUGGAUCAGUGUUUGAUGUCUCUCUUCCUGGCAACAAAAGGGCUGUUUUGAAAAGAUUACCUGAACCAAUAACAGAAGGAAAUGCUGGUGAUCGAUUAAAGAAGCUUCUGACUUUGAGGAAGUCCAAGAAUGCAAAGAAUGUUGUCUCAUUUCUGGGUUCUGUAUUGACAUGCCGCUCUCCACUCACAUUGGACCUUCUGUUUGAGGAUAACGGAGACCAAAGUCUAGCUGAUCUGAUUUUUGGCACAAAUUGGGAGUUGCCAUCUCAGUUUGAUGGUUUCAUGAAAGCCAAAGAUACAGCAAUGCAGAUAGUGGAUGGUCUGGAGUUUCUACAUGAAAACGCCAUUGUCCAUGGCCAUCUUUCUCCAGACACAAUACUGGUUACCAGGCAAACUUGUGGUGUAGUCAAGUUGACUCAACCUAGUACAUCACUUCCUGUAGUAAAUGAGGUGACUCUAAUGACUCCUUAUUUGGCACCAGAGGUUCUAAGAAAUGAGAUGAUUCGUCAAUCAUCUGACAUUUACAGUAUUGGUGUUAUUUUCUGGGAGAUGCUCAAUGGUAGACGAGCAUAUUUGGAUGCUGAUCUGGAAAGUAUGGGUAUUAAUGAGUUCGUCAGUCACCUCAGUACAGACAAAUUCUAUCCAGGAAUGUCAUUAUCAGAUAAAUCAGAUCAUAGUAAUAUAGAAAUGAGUCCUAUUGCUGCUAGCUGGGAUGCAUUGGCUCGAAAGUGCUGGUCAUCUGUAGAACGGGAGCGACCUUCUCUUAGUGAAGUCAAAGACUGUUUCAAUGCAAUGGCAGAACAGUCAAAUAGGAAACGAUCACAGACAGCAGAUGAUGUAGCAACUGUUGUAGGCGACAAAGAUGAAAAGAGAAAAUCUGCACCAUGCUCUCUUACUCAUGCAGAGCAACCAUCUCAAAUGAAGACUCUUGCUAAAUCUGAAGUGCACAGUGAAAGCAAGGAAGCAGUUGAGUUAAAUGCUGCUGAAAUAGAAAAAGAACACGAGGGCAUCAAGUCUGGAUAUGCAGUAGACCAAGUUUCAGUGAUACAGUCCUUGCCUCAACAGAUGGCAGACAACAAGCUUCAAAAUUGUGACUCCAAGUCUGAGGUGGAUGACCAGAAGCUAAUUAUUGGGAACCUGAAAAUGCAAAUUAGUGCACUUACAAAGUCCAAGCAGAAUGUAGAAGCUGCAUUAUUUGCCAGUGAAGAGAAACUGAAAGAACUUAAUGGCAUGAGCCAUAUUAACCAAGAGUGCCUGAGCGUGUCAGAAAUCAGUAUUGGGUGUGGAAGUUUGGGAGAACGACGAUUAGCAAAAUGGAAGGGUGUGUCAGUCGCUGUGAAAGUUCUUGACACUCGCAGUCUGUCACACCAGAGUUUAAGGCAUCUUGCUGAUGAUCUUGCUGUGACUAGUCACAUUCGUCAUCCCAAUGUGGCCUCAAUAUUUGGCAUAGUGAUGUCUGAUGGUUUACCUUCUCAAAUUGUUAUGGAGCUGUUAGAAGGAUCGGUAUCAGAUGUGAUUGCAGGAGCUGCCCUCUCUACCCAAUACCUGACAUUACGAGAACAGGUGGACUUUUCUACAGAUAUCACAUGUGGUCUUGUUCAUCUUCAUGAAUUGAAACCAAGAGCUAUUGUCCAUGGUGACUUACGACCUAGCAAUGUUCUUGUUUCUGCUACAAUGGUAGCCAAAAUUUCUGAUACUGGUUUUUGGCGAGUAUUGGGUUCAUCUCUUCCGUCUGGUAUUUCUCUUGCACAUGUGCCUCCAGAGAGGCUUCCAUCACAGUCCAGUGUGGUACCUCGUGCAACUGUCAACUCUGAUUUAUAUGGUUUAGGUGUGACAUUGCUAGAGAUAUUCUCGGGUCAGCCAGCCUCAAAGCGAGAAAGAGAGCUGCAACUGAGUGAGAUUACCGUUGAUAGUGUCAGGCAGCUUUGCACUGAACUGACAGGUGAGAAUCCCAAUUCUCGGCCAACAACACGCAAUGCCCAAGCUGUUCUGGAAGCUAUCAGGGGUAGUUUUCAAUACCAACAAGCUCCAAGAAAACGAUUAGUAAAAGGCAAGUCUCAAGGCGGUUUAGCUGUAACUCUAGUUGACUCCCCAUGUAAGUAGCAAAGAUCUAGCUGACUUUAUUAAUUAGUUAAUUAUUAUUCUAUUGAGCUGAGCUAGGGAUGGGCUUGUGUAAAAAAUUUUAGUGCAAGGAGGUGUGAUGUGGUUUUCUUGGGGGGCUUGUAUUCUAACUAAAUAGAAAUAUCAAUAGUAACGGAUAUACAAGUACCGUCAA